Messenger RNA from Penaeus chinensis, 2631 nucleotides. Its product is annotated as insulin-like peptide receptor. NCBI's taxonomy places the organism in Eukaryota, Metazoa, Arthropoda, Malacostraca, Decapoda, Penaeidae. The transcript is spliced from 14 exons. The coding region runs from base 1 to 2631 and encodes 876 amino acids. Gene Ontology annotation, molecular function: protein binding. The record is from RefSeq and is a predicted model, not a curated record.
AUGAGCCUCAGGUGCGUCCUUUCUCGGCUGAGGGAGGCGCUGCGCAGGCGGAAAGAGGUCCCAGGGGCCCACGACGUCCUGUGGAGACGACGGAGUCCAAGGUUCGACGUCCGCAGACUCGAGGAGUCGGGUCGGGCUCUCUCGUUGAUGAGGACCUUUGCGCAGCUGUGCGUAGGGCCCGGCUGGGGGACGCCACCCGGCUGCCCCCUCGGCCAGCCGCUCCGACUCGGGGCCCAAAGGGCCACGCCCCCGGCCGGCCCAGGCGUCCGUUACGUGGUGCUGCGACUCAGCAUGGUGCCUGAGAUAAGGGCGCUCGCGACUCUAGCUCAGUGGAUAUUCCUUGUAGAAGUGCUCGUCCUCUCGUGUCGCAAAGCGCGGACAUCGUUCGGAAAAGCGAGCAGGCUCGUUGUGACCUUCCAGGGCGGAGAGCAGGCCCGGUUUUCCCUCGACCAUUCCAGGCUCUUAGCGGAGGCCCCUCCAACGGAGCAAAGUGCGAACCAAAGAACACGUGUCCUUGCGAGGGAUGACGAGAGUGCAGCGUCAGGAGCGCGUGCGGGAGGCGCAGCAUCGCGCGGCCGCGAGACGGAGCCGGAGAGAGAAGGUCGCCUCCCCCGCGCGUCUCGAAGGACCUCCAGACUCGGCUCUCGCGGAGGUCCUCGGGACGCAGGGAUUCGGGCCGCCAGCGUGAGGCCGUCGCAGGCGCGCCCUUACGCCCGCACCCGCGCCCACGGCUUGGGACAGCCAUGCGGGUGGGCGGGGUGGUGCGUGCGGACGUUGGUCAUGCUGGCGGUGUGGGCGUCGGUGGCGAAGUCCCACGCCCACCAGGACGCCAACGUGUGCCAGCAGAAGUACAACAGAACCGCAGACCAGAUCUGCGAGAGCAUGGACCUGCGGAACAACAUCAGCGCCCUGGAGAAGCUGUGCCUCUGCCGCGUCAUCGACGGCCACCUCCACUUCGUCCUCCAGGAGCAGCGGGACAACGCCUCCAUCGCCCGCCUGAGCCAGUACUCCUUCCCCGGCCUGAGGGAGAUCACGCACCACCUCCUCGUGUACCGCGUCUUCAACCUCACCUCCCUCAGGAGGCUCUUCCCCAACCUCGCCGUCAUCAGGGGCGACGUCCUGUUCCACAACUACGCCCUCGUCAUCUACGACGUGCCGAAUCUGCGGGAGGUCGGCCUCGUCUCGCUCACCGUCAUCCUCAGAGGCUCCGUGCGGAUCGAGCGCAACCCGCGGCUGUGCUUCGUCCACACCGUCGACUGGGAGCACAUCACCGCCAACCGGCUCGCGGAGAACUACAUCAACCGCAACCGCCCGCAGCACGAGUGCCCGGAGUGCCCGCCCGCCCUCGGCUGCUUCCGCUCCAGGCGAUGCGGGGCGCCGCGCUGCUGGGGGCAGCGCCACUGCCAGACGCUGUGCGGAAGCGAGUGUCCCGGAGGCUGUGUGGGAAGCCAGUGUUGUCACGAGGAGUGCCUAGGCGGCUGCCAACGCCCGCACUCUGCCACCAGCUGCCACGCCUGCAGGAACUUGCUCGACGAAGGGCGCUGCACCCAGUCCUGCUCGAGUCCUAAGUUCAAAGUCCUGCAGCACAGGUGCGAGGAGAGGAGCUUCUGCCGGAGGAACUACGUCAUCAAGCUGGACACGAAGGAGUGCGUGAAGCGGUGUCCUUUGGGCUACAACGUGAGCAGCAACUCGGCGGGAGAGAGCCUCUGCGUCCCGUGCGAAGGCUCCGUGUGUCCGAAGGAGUGCGGGGCCGCCGUCGUGAAGAGCGUGAGCCGCGCCCAGGCGCUGCGGGGCUGCACCGUCAUCAGGGGGGACCUCACUGUCAACAUCAACGGCGGCGAGAACAUCGAGCGCGAACUCGAGGAGAACCUGAGCAGCAUCGAGGAAGUCACCGGCUUCGUCAAGGUCUUCCGCUCCAACGUGACGUCACUCGACUUCCUCAGGAACCUCACCAGGAUCGGAGGCAACUCGCUCCUCCACAGCAACUACUCGCUGGUGAUCCUGGACAACCCGCACCUGCGGGCGCUGUGGAACUGGACGGGGCGCGAGCGGCGCCUCACCGUCGAGCGCGGCAAGAUGUUCGUGCAUUCGAACCCGCGCCUCUGCUUCCACCACAUCGAGGCGCUCGUCAACGCCACCAACAUGACGGGCCUUUCGGACACCGACGUUUCCUCCACCUACAACGGGGACAAAGUGCCAUGCAAGGUGACGCCCCUGGAGGCGCGAGUGACGCCCCACCUGUACGGCACGCUGCUGGUGGAGGUGGCCACGUCGGCGCGGCUGCCGCCCGAGGCCGUCUACUACGUCAACUACAAGAAGGCGGAGAAGAACAUCUCGCUGUACGAGGGCGACAGGCCCUGCAGCGACCAGGGGUGGUCGACGAUGGAGGUGGGUCCGGGGAACGGGACGUCGCUCGCGCAGAGGAAGGACCUCAUCAUCGUCAACCUGGAGCCGUUCACCCGCUACGCCGUGUACGUGAAGGCGUACUCGCUGGCGUCCAGCGGGAAGGGCGCGCAGUCGGACGUCCUGUACGCCGUCACGAGGCCCUACCCCAGUCAGAGCGUAAAACCAUGUAACUCCAAGGUAAGUCACUUUAUAUCUCCAUACGGAGAGCGCAGUUCCAAGAUUUAA